Messenger RNA from Dovyalis caffra, 306 nucleotides. The record is from the annotation of a GenBank genome assembly. NCBI's taxonomy places the organism in Eukaryota, Viridiplantae, Streptophyta, Magnoliopsida, Malpighiales, Salicaceae.
AUGGAAGCAUUGCUUUCGCGUUUUGACCAUCGAGCACUGAUAUGGUCUAGAAGCUGGCACACAGAAUCAGCAAAAGUUGGCACACACGGAGUCUUUCACUUGUGUAAAGAUGUAGUGGUUUUUCUAGAAAACGUAAUGAGGGAGGUGCCGGCUUUAGCCACUCCAACAGACCACUCUGCAGCUACUUCGUUUAACAAGGAUGUUCUCAGGCCAGGAAGAAAACCAAGCAAACAUCAAGCACCAGAGCUAUUGUGGGAGAUAUUGAAGAAGAAAACAUCAAGUACCAGAGAGCCCUUUGAGACGUGA